Messenger RNA from Peronospora belbahrii, 651 nucleotides. Lineage: Eukaryota; Oomycota; Peronosporomycetes; Peronosporales; Peronosporaceae. The record is from the annotation of a GenBank genome assembly.
AUGCAACCAACCUCACGGUAUAAUGAUAAUCCGAUAUUCUUGAAUCCUCAACGAAGCGUUGAGGAAGACUCAUGGACGGAAGUUGAGCGACAGGAACUUGAUCAUGCAACUUCGUAUGUAUCAGAAAGUAUGUAUCUGGUCAUGGAAAACCCAGUUGGUUCGUUAUAUACGGGUGAAAUGGUGCAUUUUAAAGCACAUGCACUAUGCGAUCAGUCGACAUUGGGCCAAGUUGCAGGAGUUUCGAGCAAGAAAGACUCAUUGAAAGGUAUGGAUGAUAUAAUGCACGGAACGUUGUUUAUUACGGAUUACCGUCUUCUUUUUCGUUCGUUUCAUCAUCAUGAAGAAGAAUUGGUGGAAGUUCAUUUGAAUAAUAUUGCAGAACUUGCUGAGUUUCGAGUGAAUGGAAAACUGGGACCUAUGAGUCAAUUGGAAGUAUCUUGCAAAAAUUUUGAGCUGGUGAAAUUCAAUUUUCCUGGAGAAAACGUCUCAGGUGACGUUUAUGUGAAAAUCAAUCAGUUGCUUACAGAAUUUACUCGACUAGGCUUCAAGACACCAAAACCAGGUGCACAGAAUGGCGGGUUUCGAAUAACACAUAUGGAGAGUUGCGGAAGAUCAGCUUUUUUCGUGCUCGUGGACGUGUACCAGCUGUGA